Molecule: messenger RNA, 739 nt
Organism: Caenorhabditis elegans
Lineage: Eukaryota; Metazoa; Nematoda; Chromadorea; Rhabditida; Rhabditidae
Gene: cpg-18
Product: Chondroitin ProteoGlycan
Exons: 4
Coding region: 42-554 (170 amino acids)
Source: RefSeq, marked reviewed
GUACUUGAUUACGGCGGUGCACAUCUGAAAAAAGUCUGAAAAUGCUUCGAUUCUUGGCUUCUUGUACUUUGAUUUUUUCGAUUACUCUGGUUUCGGCGAGAUCAUCUCGGUUCACGAGGCAGGCCGAUGAGACUCUCACCGACUCCGAAGGAUCUGGUCUUCAAUUUAUAAAUUUCGAUGAGGGAUCAGCAUCAAAUCCAAUAAUUGCAAGAGAUCAGGAAGGAUCCGGACAGAUGUAUGACGAAGAAGGUUCUGGAAAUACUCUUCUUUUUGAUUCUGAAACUCCAAUUCAAGUGAUGAAUGUUACUGGAACAGAAGCCGAACCUACAGAUUCAAAAGUUUUCAAUCAAUCAAUUAAUAUCACCGAUAGUGACGUGGAAACCCUGGUGAUCAAAGUGCACUUGCCGCAAAAAACUACGAGCCAGCUGCUCGACGAUCUCAAAGACGAUACUGCUCAGCAGACGAACCCAAUCAACACAUUGGACACAGCCGUCUCUCUGACCAGUAUGCUCAACGAACUUCUUGGAAAAAUUCAGGAUGCCACUACACAAUAAAACCUAUCAAAAAAAAUUAUUUUCACUCAUUGAAAAUUUGAAAUCUCAAUCAAUGGUGCUCCUUUUUUCAAGAAAAUAUCAUCCGAAACCACAAAAAACUGUACGUAUUAUGUCGGCUUUCUUGCCAUUUUUUAAAAAAUAAUUUGUGAAUUUUCCAAAUUUCAAAUAAACAUUUAUUUGUUUAA